AAGUCGUUUCUAAAGGUAAUUCAUUAAUUAUUCUUAGUACUAAUAUCGCGUCAAAAGCUGUUCUCAAUUAAUGUAUAUCGAAAUAACAAAGACGAAACAACGGGCGAUCGAUUCGCUCGAUCGGUGCUGCCCUCUGGCCAGCAUUUUAAAUACCAAGUACAUGCGAUCGCUAUGACAACAAACAAUCGUUCAUCGAAGUACUUCGAUUUAAAUUCUGACAUCCUGUCGCACCGACGAGCUACCCGUAUCGAGCAAAGUCGUGUUCCGCCGGCUUCCCACGCGUGCAGAGUUAUUUAAUUAAUCGUCGCGAUCAAGCAUGUCCAACAACAAUGAAGAAGUUGAAUUUGGCAGCGGCGAGAGUCGAACAACUUUCACGGAGACGGACGCGGAGCAUGACACCGAUAAACUGUCCAGAACUGUUAUCAGUUACACUGAAAUUACGCCUGGACUUAUAAAAGAGGCACAACAAGAACUUGGUAUGAUUAAAUUGUGCUGGCCGGAGACCGACCCGAGGGAAGAUGUUUACCUGAGAACGCUUCCGCGCGGUUACCGUACCGUCAGCGAUAAGGAGAAGGUGGCCGCGUGGUACGCCGAAAACUUUCGACGACAAUUUCACACGAGAUAUCCGGAUCGAAAGCCGCUUCUGCUUGUAUGCGAGAACGAGUGCGGCGUGCAAGGUAUCAUUGAUCAACACACACGGUUUGCUGGCGUGGACGUUUGCUCGAACGGAAAACCUGAUUCGUUUCGGAACACCGAAAAGAAAAUGAUCGCAGGGACCAAGGAGAAUAAAUUAUUCGACGAAGAAUGCUAACACUUCGCGGAACGGAUCUCUUACGAUAGCAAAGCGUCGUGUCAAAGGGCGAUGGAAAAAAAAGAAAACAGAAAAACGCGAGAUAGAAAAGGAUAUGCGUGUAUGCGUGUGUGUCUGAUGUGCGCGAGCGCGCGCGCGUAUGUGUGUACAUCCGUGUGUUCUUUUUGAACAAUCGCUAUAAUCGCUCUUUUUGUUUGUUGUAUGUGUCACGUGGUGUGUGGUGUGCAGAAGUUUGUGUCUACGACUAUCAGACGAAGUACGCUGCCGUAUCCAGAACUGUACACAUGGCAGGGGUGCGGAAAAUUCGUCAGCGACUAUAUCGACUAUGUGCCGUUGGACAAGCCAUUCAGCAUAGUGAGUAGUCCCGCGAACGAACGAACGCGUGUUACACUCGAUCGAACAAACGUGUCUCGUUCGAGCGUCUGUCUCUCUCUUCGUAAAGCUAAGCGACGAAGGUCCUUAAAUUUGUAUCUUCUCAUCGAUAUAUAACAAACCAUCGCGCGCGUCUUUACACCGUUCUAUUGGAUCUAUUUCAUUUUUUGUUGUGUUCUUCGUUUUUUGGACCAUUUAGUUUCAUGCGAGUCGCGGUGUCGAUACAUACACGCGCACACACAUACUUAUUAUCAGGCGCGCGCGCGCGCGCGCGUCCACCCGUAUACGCAAUCACACACGCGCGCGCGCGCGCGCGGACACACACACACGACACACACACAACCUUACUACUUAUUUACCUUACGUAAAUAACUCACUAACAGAACACGAGAGGUAGAACUGUUUGGGGAAAAAGCGCAGUCCAGAAUGAACGGAACGACAUUCUUUCGUUUCAUUAAAUAUAAUAAUAUAUCUAUAUAUCUUUAUAUUUAUAUGUAAUACGUCGCGCGAAUAACUAAACCGUGAUAACGUAUGCCUAACUAAACACGAAAACGAAAAAAGAAGAAGGAAAAAAAAGGAAUUAAAGAAUUAAAAAGAUGGUAGAUAUUCCCCCACACCCCCUUUUUCCCCCGACCGUGGAUGAAAAAACGCGGAUCUUCGCGAUGUCUUCUUGGUUAAAUCGCGGUUUCUCCAUCGGUCGGAUGUUUAGUUAGUCGGUGACGCUAUCGCGGCGUCGCCCGAAUCGGUGCGAGGACGUUCCUCUUCCCGCGCGAACCUUAAAUGCUAACGAAUGAUUGAGUAGUCGAUAUUAAUUAAUUAACUCUCCUAAAGAUAUCUCAACUCUCUCUCUCGCUCGCAUUAUAAUUACAACAGUCCACUCACGAAUUUGGUAUAUCCUCUUCACGCACAAGCUUUAUUGACAAGCAACAGAUCGCGCUUGCCAACCCUUCUCUCUCUAUCCUUUUUAUUCUUUUUUCUUUUUUUGAUUCGAUCCGACUCUCUUCGGGGUAAAACCGUUUCGAAAUAAGAAUUGAACCAACCGAAUUGUGAUCGGAGACAAAUAUCGAACAAUAAAAAAAAAAAAAAAAGGAA
Megalopta genalis is the source of this 2275-nucleotide messenger RNA. Its product is annotated as coiled-coil domain-containing protein lobo. Gene Ontology annotation, cellular component: motile cilium. The record is from RefSeq and is a predicted model, not a curated record. NCBI's taxonomy places the organism in Eukaryota, Metazoa, Arthropoda, Insecta, Hymenoptera, Halictidae. Gene Ontology annotation, biological process: cell motility.